Molecule: messenger RNA, 2361 nt
Organism: Cucumis melo (muskmelon)
Lineage: Eukaryota; Viridiplantae; Streptophyta; Magnoliopsida; Cucurbitales; Cucurbitaceae
Product: protein FAR1-RELATED SEQUENCE 6-like
Exons: 3
Coding region: 296-2311 (671 amino acids)
Biological process (GO): regulation of DNA-templated transcription
Molecular function (GO): zinc ion binding
Source: RefSeq, a predicted model, not a curated record
AUAGGAUGACAAUGUAAUAGUAGACCACGUGUCAGCUCACUGAGUUGAAAGAAUCCCCAUUUCCCCAGACCUCCAUGAGCUCCACCGUGAGUCGUUCUUCUUCUCAAGCGGCCCAAGCUCGGUAGAUCAAUCGGACUUCGAAUUUUCCGGCGAAUUCCGUACCCCGCCGGUUCUUCUCCGUCGAUUCUAUUAUCUUGAAGGUUAGCCAUGGAGUUUGAUAUUGAUCUUUUCAUAUUCAUUGGAGACGAGGAUUAAGCGGUGAGUUUAAAGGAUGAAGGCUGGAACAGGCUGAAAUAUGGAGGAAGUUUGUCUUAAUAGCGAGCCUAUCUUCGAUGAAUGUGGCGAAUAUGAGGUGGAUGGUGAUGGUUCCUUUAUGGACAAUGAUGAAUCUGGGGAAGCACAGUCAAGGAAGAAUCCUCCACUGCCAACUGUGGGUUUGGAAUUUAAUUCUUUCGAUGAGGCUUAUGACUUUUAUAAUAUUUAUGCUAAGGAUGUGGGCUUUGGCAUCAGAGUCAGUAAUUCGUGGUUUCGAUCUAAGAAAAAAGAACGAUAUAGAGCUAAACUUAGCUGCAGCAGUGCAGGAUUCAAGAAAAAGAGUGAAGCUAACAAUCCAAGGCCAGAAACUAGGACUGGUUGUCCUGCAAUGAUAAUUAUUAGGCUUAUUGAUAUCGAAAGGUGGAGAAUAGUUGAAGUUGAGCUUGAACACAACCAUCCAGUGAGUCCACAAAUCACUCGAUUUUACAAGUCACAUAAAAAGAUGAUUCUUGCGGCAAAGAAAACGCAGCCACAGCUGCAUCCUGUGACCGAAGUUCAUACCAUCAAGCUCUAUAGAAGAACUAUUCUUAACAGUUGUAAUAGAAGCUCAGAUGUUGACCAAAGUGAGGGUAUCAGUUCUGUUGAUCACUUGAAAUACCUUGAACUUAAAGACGGGGAUGGUCAUGCAUUGUAUAAUUAUUUUUGCCGCAUGAAAAUGACAAGUCCCAAUUUUUUUUACUUGAUGGAUCUUGACAACAAUGGGCAUUUGAGGAAUGUGUUUUGGGCAGAUUCCCGGUCCAAGUCUGCAUAUUGUUACUUUUGUGAUACAAUCACUAUAGACACAACUUGCUUGACAAACAGAUAUGAAAUUCCUCUGAUUUCGUUUGUUGGUGUGAACAACCACGGACAAUCAGUGUUGCUAGGAUGUGGCUUUAUUGGAUUUGAAUCAGUGGAGUAUUUUGUUUGGAUUUUGAAGGCAUGGCUUAAGUGCAUGCUGGGACGCACACCACAGGUCAUUAUUACUGACCAAAAUAAAACAUUGCUUGCUGCAGUCUCUGAAGUUUUCCCUAAAGCUCGUCACUGUUACUCUAUGUGGUAUAUCAUGCAAAGAAUACCAGAAAAGUUGGGCGGACUUGAAGGAUAUGAAACAAUGAGAAGCCAAUUGAACGAAACCAUUUUUAGCUCAUUGAAGAUAACUGAAUUCGAAACUUCAUGGACUAAUAUGAUCAAGCACAAUGGGCUUGGAGAUAACAAAUGGCUCCAAUCACUGUACGAAGAUCGGACAUUAUGGGCUCCUGUAUACUUAAAAGACGUAUUUUUUGCAGGAUUGGUCCCUAUCUGUGCAAAUGAAAGCUUCAAAGCGUUUUUCGAUGGCUAUUUACAUAAACACACAUCUUUUAAGGAAUUUGUUGAUAAAUAUGAUCUUGCUCUCCAUAGGAAAUACCAUAAGGAAGCAGUGGCAGAUCUGGAGUCAAGAAAUUUAAGCGUUGAGUUGAAAACGAGAUGUAAUUUUGAGUUGCAGCUCUCCAAGGUGUACACAAAAGAAAUAUUCAGCAAGUUCCAAUCUGAGGUAGAAGGAAUGUACUCUUGCUUCAACACAAGGCAGGUCAAUGUAAAUGGGCCUAUAGUAACUUACAUUGUCAAAGAAAGGAUUGAAGUUGAGGGAAAUGAGAAAGAGGUAAGAUCUUUUGAGGUAUUGUAUGAGACAACCGAAGUGGACAUUCGGUGCAUUUGCAGUUUGUUCAACUACAAAGGUUACCUUUGCAGGCACGCGUUAAAUGUUUUUAAUUAUAACGGCGUGGAAGAAAUCCCAGCUCGCUACAUUCUGCCACGCUGGUGUAAAGAUUAUAAAUGCAGUUAUCCUCUAGAUCAGAGGUUAAGUAAUACAAAUGUGUAUAGUUCGACAUACCAAUAUAGUCAUAUUCUUAAUUUUGCACUUCCGGUUGUAGAAGAAGGUGCACAAUCUCAAGAACGUUAUAAGCUUGCAUUGCAAGAAUUGGAGGAGUUAUUACAUAAAUUAAAUCUUGUAGAGGAUGAUCUAAAUAACGAUGGAUAAUUUGUUCUGAUGAAGUAAUUGUGAAAUAGAAUACAAAGAUCUGUAGUGAA